UCACCUGCGCAGUCAGACUCAGACUCAGUGCUCCUCCCUUAUUUACACAAAUCAUCUCGCUUCUUUUCCACCUGUCCUCCUCCUGCUUUAGCUGCAUGCUGGUGCUGGGUGCUGUUCCAGCUGCACUUGUUCUGCUGCACCAGCCUCAGAGAGCAGCCUCAGGCUCUUAUUUAGUGCUGAAGAGGGUCAUGUGACUACAAAAUGGUGGAGGCUGUUGGUGGGUGAGCUGAGCAUCUCUGGAGCUGCUCAGAAGAACGACGAGAAACGCAGGAACCUCACAGUGUCUGAGGAUCUCUGAAACCUGGAGCAGGAGUGAGAGAGAUUGAAAGGAAAAGAGAAGUGUGUAUCAGCAGUGAUCUCCUUCCUCCCUGCCCUCCGGUGAUGAGGGGAUGGAGCAGCCUCCUGAACACAAGAUGAGCUCUGAGGGGGCAGAAGGCCGACCAGCUCCUCCCACUACUUUGCCACUGAAGGGUGAUGGUGGUGGCUCUCAACGGAAAAAGCUCUCCGCCCCUCGGAUCAGCCUCUCGCUGGAUCAAAGCGAAGACGACCUGUUCGACACACCUGAUGACCUGGACAUUAAUGUGGACGAUUUGGACACACCUGAUGAAGCUGAUGUCCUGGACUAUACGGAUCACGAGUUGGACUGGGAAGAGCCUCAGGAACCCCAGAGAGCUCCAGUGAAGGAGGAGGUUGAAACCAUUCCGACAUACAGCUCUGAGGAGGAGCGACAGGACUCCAAACUCUGGAGGACUGUCAUCAUCGGGGAACAGGAGCACCGCAUCAAUAUGAAGUGUAUUGAACCCUACCAAAAAGUCAUCUCCCAUGGAGGCUACUAUGGAAAUGGUACGAAUGCCAUUAUUGUGUUUGCUGCUUGCUUCCUUCCGGACAGCGAUAGUGAGGACUACCAUGAUAUAAUGGAGAACCUCUUUCUGUAUGUGAUCAGCACGUUGGAGCUGAUGGUAGCAGAGGACUACAUGAUCGUCUACCUGAAUGGGGCCACUCCUCACCGGAGGACGCCUGGCCUUGGCUGGCUGAAGAGAUGCUACCAGAUGAUUGACAGGAGGCUCCGAAAGAACCUGAAAUCCUUUAUUAUUGUUCAUCCGUCCUGGUUUAUCAGGACUAUCUUCGCCAUCACCAGACCAUUUAUCAGUUCAAAGUUCAGCAGUAAGAUUAAGUACGUGAACAGUUUAGCGGAGCUGGAAGAGCUCAUCCCGAUGGAAUAUGUCCACAUUCCUGAAUGCAUCAUCAAAACUUGUCAAGAUGGGAGGGUGGGCUGUGGGCAAGAGGAUCGAAAAGCUGCACAGAGGAUACAAAAAAAGAGGUUGGCGGUUGAAGGACUCGAUGAGGACUUACGGGAAGCAGCAGAGAAUUCAAAAAUCAACAGCUUCCUCCUGGGACCCGAUGUGCCACAACCUACAGCUCAACCCAGUGCAAGCAGCUCCUAAACCAAGGAAGCAAUGAAGGAAUGCAUGGCCAGUGUGUGUAAAAUAAAUAAGAGAUAAUGUGAAUAUUUUGAAAGCUGGAUUCUACACACUUAGUAGGAUUCUACACACUCAAUACCCACUGCCCAAACACACUUCCUCACACACAUCAGCUCAUUAGGUGACCAGUUCCAGCCAAGUAUCAUCUCUCAGACGGGCGACAGAGUACAGAAAUCACAUGGAUCUUUACAUCUUCUCUCAAUAUGCCUUCUUUUUCUUUUCUUUAAGAUAUGCAUGAGAAGCAAUAAUAUCAUGUUGGACAUCUGACUGCAUACAUACACGACACAAUCAUAUCGCCUUCAUAGAAUAAGAACAACACCUCAAAGUAUCUUCACUUCACUACUUUGGAAUUAUUAUUAUUAUUAUUGCAUAAAUGCUUAACUAGUCCUUUUACCUCUUUGUAGAAAUUGAUGCUAUGAGCUGCAACAAAGAUCAUGAUGAAUACCAUGAGGUUACACAUCAGCACUUGUUAAACCUCACCAGCAAACUUUGAUUUCGAACCUCAGGGGUGGACAAAUCUAUACACUUGUUAAUUUGCAGACCAGACACCAGACAAGUGAGUUCUAGUGACCUGCCCAGUUUUAUGUUUUCAGGAACGUUGAUCCAGAAAUUAAUGGCUAGCCUAGCGAAAAAAAACAACAACAAACCACAUGUCAAGCUAGUUAAGCUAGAUAAAUGGAGUAAUACAGAAUGAGACCGUCAAUGACGGUGUAUCUCACUCCGGCCCUGUCUAGUCCAGAAGGAACGAUCUAAAGUGGGCCACCUUGCGCAAUAAAUGUUGCAAGCUAUAUACACUACAUACAAGUUAUAUAUAGAAGCAAUAUCCACCCUAGGAAUACCGACCUAUUUGCCAGAAAGAAUCCAAAACGGUGAGGAAUUGACGGAGACGAAGCGAUUUUUGUUGAACUGCUCAUUAAGGCUUAAUUCGUCCAUAACUUCAUUAAUAAUUGUAAUUAAGCAAAUCUGGGUAGAAGUUAUAUGCACCUUAGGUACCCCUACCUUCAUGCUAGAAAGAAUCAAAAUCGGUGAAGAAUUGAGAGAAGAAGUGAUUUGUGUGGGAACUGCUCGUUAGGGCUUAAUUACUCCAUAUCUUCAUUAUUAAUUGCAGUUAUGCAAAUUUGUGUAGACGCUACGUAUAUGCACCCCAGGCAGACCUACCUUCCUGCUGAAAAGAAUAAAAAUCAGUGAAGAAUUGAGAGAGAAGAAGUGAUUUUUGUGAAAUGUAGAUGAUGCCAGAUGGGCAACACAUGAUGGCAUAAACUCAUCACCUGUCAUCUGGAUGAGCUAAUAAGGGCAGAAACGUAUCCUGGUGAACUACAUGAAUGCUUACACUUUGCAAUGCAAGUUCAAGCUGCAUUAUGAACGUUACGGCAAGGGGGCGCUCUAGUCAGGUAAUAGUAGCUGCUAGCUUCUAACUGUUAACUGUCAUGGCAGAGCAGCAGUUUCUGGUCUGAUUGAACAGUAAGUUGAAAAGGCGUGACAAAGAAACCGUCACGAGAAAAUGGAACCGACUUCGGGUAAAAGAUGAAAAUCUAGCUGAAAUCUUGCUACAGCUAGCUAUAGCUAUUCUGGUAAUGUUCGUAAUUCAGUAACUGUUCCCUGAAACAUUUUAAAUACCCUCUCUGUCACUUUCUUGAGUACUGAGCUUUAUAACCAUCACAGUAACACAAGAACACACAAUAAAUGUAGUGUGUGUGUAUAGAUAUAAACAGGAAUGUGUGUGCAUUAGUAAAGAUUUAGACAGAUGUUGUCAUUUGCGUUCGUGUUGAUAUGUAAUAUUGUAUUUUGUCCCUAAAAGGGAAACGAAUGAGUGUGUGAUUAUUACCGUCUUUGAUGUAAGAAUGUUUUCAGUGUUGUCUUUUGGCCAUCGAUUAAAAACUCAGUAAGUCAUUGGAAAAGGUUUCAGCUUUGCGAUGUCCUUGCGGUUAGUGCGUUUUCUUUCUUGAUAUGCUUAGGCUCUGCGAUGCACUUUAUUUUAUUUGGUUGUGACGGUGUUUCUGAUUCUGAAAAAAAUAUCUUAUCCGUGUAUGCUAAUUAAUCCCCAUAGUAAAAUCCGUUGUACCUUCAGCUAGCCUGUGUGACGGCUGAUGUGUGUGGUGCAGCAGGUUGGUGGGAUUCAGACUGAGCAGCUUGCACUCAAGUUUAAACGCACACACACACACAUACCCCAAACGAAAACUUUUCUUUAGCUAAAAUCAAUAAGGAAUGUUUUUUUUUCUUUUACUGAUUGUUCAAUCUGCUUCUCUGAAGAGGAACUAUGAUUAAAAAAAAAGGGAAUAAACUGGAUAUGAAAUCUGCUUGUACUGAUUUGUCCACUCCUGUAACCUUAUCUUAUUCCUGUAGGGUUUAAUCUUAAAAAAAAAACAAAAAACAGCCAAAACUCAAGAGUUUUGAAAACCUCAGUGUCUGUGUGUGUUCAGUUGCAGUGUUCGCCCCGUGGAAUAUAUACAACAAUCAGAGUAGCUGAGUAAAUCCAGACAGCAUGCAGAUUCAGAUUCCUCUCAUGUCUAUCGAUGUCACUCCACUGUAUGAACACCUUGUUGUACUGUACCUGAGUGUGAAAGUGUGUGAGUUGUUUGUAGGCGUGAUCAUGUUUCAGUUGUGUGUUUUGUGUGCCAUUAGGGCUCUCAGGUUGCUGUAAACAGGAAAUGACCUCAUCGGUGGAUGAAAGACAAUACAACUGUCAAGCACAAAAUCCACAACUUUGUGGUGUGUCGCUGCACUGCAUGUCUCAGAGUUGCUAAUAUAUUAAAAAUGUCAUCAUUUGGAAUGAAUGAAUGAAAUUUAUAUAUAUAUAUAAUAUAUACACAGGGUGUUUCAAAAAAUUUGAUAUUAUUUGAGAUGUAAAUAUCCCCAAAACUACAUAGUCUCGGCAAAUGAAACUGAACAGGCUUAAAGGUGAUAGGCAACGGCUGGAGGUGAAACGUAGAAUAUCAACUUUAUUGUCUAAAAGAACGACCCAAAAAGCGAAUUCAAUCUUCCGAGUGUCUAAUUUGCACCCUAAAAUUGAAUAAAACGGUUAAAAUAUACUGUUUUGCCCAAUUUCCAAAGGUUUGUUUACAUCUCACUUAUGCGCACUUUCACCGCCAGGGGCCCGUCGUCGUGACGUCAUUUAAGCCAAACAGACUGGGAGCAGUUUGGUGUUUACUUGCAAACCGAGCAUACGUGUACAGACUUUGGUCGUGAGAGGUUGUGUAAAAUGUCUGAAAGCGAUAGCGAUUUUGAAGUAGGAACUCUCCAAAUUAAAUAUCGAGAGGUGAAACCGUAUAUGUAUGAACCUAUGGCCGUUGCGAAGCAAUCGGUGAAUGUGACUCACUGGUUUGACCGUGCGGCCUCAGAAUCGGACAGAGACUUGGCUGACUCUGAUCGCGGUGACCCCAGACCUCAACAAGACCCGCACCCAAACGAUUUAUCCUGGUAGUUAUGAUAAAUUCUUACUUUCGUCAUAAUACUAAAUAAGAGCCCUUUUGAAGAAUAAUUAAACCGCCCUCCCUAGUGGAUAUCGGUAACGAUUACUUGACAAUGCGCUGGUAGGCCACAUUAGCCUGCCAUUCGCGGCAUUAUACUAUUUAUAGCCGACUCUAAGCGAGGAAAUAUCCCUUUGUCUCAUUUCCACAAUGAUUGUACAGGAUCCCUCAGGAUUCUUGACUUGUCAAUUGCAAGCAAAAGUAAAAAUGUUUACCUCCAAGCUUCUCCUUUUUGCUUGAGCGUUGCUGCUCCAUUUCUUCUUUGACUGCUUGAUUUUGUUUCACGCGCACAAUCCACUCUCUCCGCCUCGUCUCCUCUUCCGGAAAAAAACCACAAUUCUCUGGCUUCACGCACACAACCCUCUCGCUCCUCCUCUUCUCCUUUUUUGGAAAAAGCCAAUCCUUUCGCUCCGCCUCUUCUCCUCUUCUGGAAAAAGCCAAUCCACUCUCUCCGCUUCUUCUCCUCUUCCGGAAAAAGCCAAUCCACUCUCUCUGCUUCUUCUCCUCUCUCGGUAAAAGGUAAAAACUUCUUCCUGAACCGGUCCCAUUGUUACAGUUCACUGCACAACAAUAAGGCAUGGGGGUUUUUCUUUGGAAAUUCCUGAACGCACGUCUGCACUCAAGCCGAACGGCAAUGUAAGUAAACGGAAGUGGACUCAACUCAAGCGGUUUGUUUGGCUUAAAUGAUGUCACGCGCUGAGUGGUCACAAAAAUAGCCGAACAGAAACUCACCGCGAUCCGCACUAACUCAUUUUAAUUAUUACUUAUUAACAAUACUUCUUGGGACCAGAAGAAAAUUACAGAGUGUUUUUUAACAUAUAAAGUUUCAAAUGUGCAUAAAAUUAAAACCAUUGCCUAUGAGCUUUAAUGUUGAGCAAUAUAAGAUUUAUUCCUCAAAAUUUGAAUGCGAAAUUCAAAGGUAUGUGGAUUCCAUGAACGAUUUCACAAAUUUUCAAUAUGCGCGCCUAACCCAGCCUUCCUCUUUGAACUUUUUGUGCCAUGUCCAUAUCUGCAUUGCAGUUGGUGCAUUUUUCAAGAAUUCUCUUAUAAAUACACGCUGUAUAGUCUUGUUUGACUCUAACACACAAAACGCCUUUUCUUUUCCAGUGAAAGGCAUUUCUAUACCUAAAAAGAUAAAAACAAAACAAAUGAAAGAUAACAUAUUGACCUGUUAAAAAUUUGAGGUCAAUUGAACAAGAAUUGGCAAAGUUAUUAGAUUGUGAAAUGAUAUAAAAUUUUUUGAAACACCCUGUAUGUGUGUGUGUGUGUGUGUGUAUAUAUAUAUAUAUAUA
Messenger RNA from Neoarius graeffei (lesser salmon catfish), 6240 nucleotides. RefSeq names its product prune homolog 2 with BCH domain (gene prune2). Bases 390 to 1445 code for a protein of 351 amino acids. The record is from RefSeq and is a predicted model, not a curated record. The transcript has 12 exons. Lineage: Eukaryota; Metazoa; Chordata; Actinopteri; Siluriformes; Ariidae. Gene Ontology annotation, biological process: apoptotic process. Gene Ontology annotation, cellular component: cytoplasm.